UCCCACAAAACGAAUGUGAAAUGUGUCGAGACACAGUCUACGUUUGUCUUGUCUAAGUUCAGAACUCAGGUCUGAAAAAACUGACUUGGCCACCUGGGACAUAUAAAGCAAGAUCUGAAGUAAUGGCUGAAGAAAUACAACUCAGAGAAAAGAAGCAGAAAACUCUACCUCGGUCUGAUGGGUGUGGUCUGAAAAACGUUGAUGGUCUGGAUUUGUCUGGAGGUUUGAGGAUAGUCUUAGUGGGAAAGACUGGAUCAGGGAAGAGUGCAACAGGAAACACUAUCCUUGGAAGAAUUGCCUUCAAAGAGGAUCCCAGCUCUGUGUCUGUGACCAAACACUGUGAGAUGCAGAGAGGGGAAGUGGAUGGGACUUUGGUGCAGGUUAUUGACACUCCGGGUCUGUUUGAUACAGGCAUCUCAGAGGAAGAAUUAAAAGUCAGAAUAGAGGAGUGUGUCAAAAUGUCAGUUCCUGGCCCUCAUGCUUUCCUACUGGUAAUCCGGCUUGGAGUAAGGUUCACGGAGGAGGAAAGAAAUGCUGUUAAGUGGAUCCAAGAUAACUUUGGAGACGAUGCUUCCAUGUACACAAUCAUGCUGUUUACGUGUAAAGAUCAAGCUAAAGCUGACAAUGCGCUGAAGGAGUGCAAGGAGCUGCGGAGACUGUCGAUCACAUUUGGACGCAGAUAUCAUGCUUUCAACAACACUGACCUGGAUGACCGCGCACAGGUAAAAGAGCUGAUCAACAUGAUCAAGGAAAUGGUACAGGAUAACGGCGGUAAGCACUACACGAAUGAAAUGUAUGAGAAAGCCCAGAGGAAGCUGAGAGAGGAGGAGGAGCGGAGGAAACAAGAGGAGGAACAGAAGAAAGAGGAGGAAAGGAAAAUAUGGGAUGCAGAGAGACAGAAGCAGGAGGAAAAGAAAAUCAGGAAGAAAAAGGUUCAAAGAAAGAAUAUACGCGUGGCCGCAGCUUCUGCUGUUGUCUUGGUGUUUGCUGGGGUGGUCAUUGCAGUGGGAGCUAACACCACAGUGGCCCUGGCUCUAGGCGCCCCUGCACUUGUCCUGGGAAUCUUAUGCGGUUUAUCUGCCAUUUUCAUUUGGAAAGGCAUAAAAUGCAAGGCUAAAGCAAACGUGCCUGUAUAACAAGAUGGAGGGUAGUGGCAAGGAUAUGGUUUGGCUACAGUUUGUGUCACUGAACAAAAAACAGAAAUAUUCCAUAUACAGUAUUAGUAUCCCACACAUUAUGGUUUGGAACUAUGCGUAAGUGACUUGUUUAGGUUCUGUUUCUGUUUCAAAACAAGUAUGUGAAUUUAAAGCUAAUAGUAAACAAAUGGUAUGAAAUGUACUUGUUUGUCUUUUUUAUCGUUUACAUCUUAUAUAUGAAUGUGAGGAUCACUUCUUUUGGCUCAUUAGCAGGAUUCAAAAUAAUUAAUAUUAAAACCCAAAUGUAAAAAGAUUUUUCACCUAUAGAUUAUACCUUGGUAACUUAUAACUGUUAAAAUGCGCAGACACUGACACACUGCUUCCUUUACUUUUUAUUAGUAGCAUUCUGAGCUCAUUUCCCCAAAGGAAAUGAGAAACAAUGGUAGACGUCCAUUGACCCAUCACGUCUGCGGAAACAGAGCAAGUCCUCAUUGUCCUGCCACUACAACAAUGUCAGUGCAUACCAUCAGUACAAACAUGACCAGCACAGAUGUUAAAUGAAUGGUAGUCAGUUUCUGUCAGCCACAAAAGGAUCAAAGUAAGGAUACUGCUACUUGUUCUGCAAUUAAGAACAAAACACACUGAAGCUGAACAUUAUUUAUUUAAAAUUACAAAUGAAAGGAGGCUCAGUAUCAAAUAACGGGUGUGUUCAGAUGUGAAAAGGUUGUAAACUGAGUUGUGGUGCUUCAAAUGUACAGGUUAUACUUUAAAUGCCAACUACACCUACAACCUGUAUUACAGGUUAGAUUGGUCUAUUUUGGUCUGUUUGACUAAUACCUGCAAUGGAAAGAGUGUUGUGUAUUAUUUGCUAAUGAAUC
Messenger RNA from Neolamprologus brichardi, 2014 nucleotides. The record is from RefSeq and is a predicted model, not a curated record. Lineage: Eukaryota; Metazoa; Chordata; Actinopteri; Cichliformes; Cichlidae.